Pyrus x bretschneideri (Chinese white pear) is the source of this 1398-nucleotide messenger RNA. RefSeq names its product protein N-lysine methyltransferase METTL21A. The transcript is spliced from 5 exons. NCBI's taxonomy places the organism in Eukaryota, Viridiplantae, Streptophyta, Magnoliopsida, Rosales, Rosaceae. The record is from RefSeq and is a predicted model, not a curated record. Bases 160 to 1047 code for a protein of 295 amino acids.
CGGGGUGGAAAAGGGUUAUCCGGUUUCAAAUAAAAUCCCCAAAAUUCAAGCGACUCGAACGACUGCCGCUUCCUCCGGUGAGCUUUUGCCUUAAAUUCGCCGCUGAAUAUUUCUCCCUCAAUAAAUCCACGUCCCCCCCUCUCCUGUUCUCCCGUAGCCAUGACCACUGGCACUGAAGAAGUAGUAUUAAAAGAAGAAGAAGAAGAAAGAAUGGUUAGGAUGGGAUCGUACGGAGGAAUGGUUAGGCUGCUGACGGUGACGGCAACGGCGAAAUCAGAGGAAGAGGAAGAAGAAAAAGAAAAGGAAGAGUGUUCAUAUGAAGCAGCUGCGGAGGAGAUAAUGCUGCUGUGGGGAAUCCAACAGCCAACUCUGUCUAAGCCGAACGCUUUCGUCUCUCAAGCUUGUCUUGAACUGAAACUGGAUGCGUGUGGCCAUUCACUCUCCAUUUUCCAGUCCCCUUCUUCCUUGAAUACACCUGGGGUCACUGGUGCUGUUAUGUGGGACAGUGGAGUUGUAUUGGGGAAGUUUCUAGAGCAUGCUUCAGACGCGGAGUUACUACCUCUUCAAGGGAAGAAAGUUGUUGAACUCGGCUCUGGCUGUGGAUUAGUCGGCUGCAUUGCAGCUCUUCUAGGCGGUCAAGUUGUGCUCACAGAUCUUCCUGAUAGAUUGAGACUACUGAGAAAGAACAUUGAAGUCAAUCUGAGACAUGGAGAAAUGCGAGGUUCAGCUAAAGUGAUGGAAUUCACAUGGGGAGAUGAUCCUGAUCCAGAACUGACUGAACCUCCACCUGAUUUGGGUAAACAAUUGCUAGGCUCUGAUGUAAUCUAUAGUGAGGAAGCAGUGUUGGAUUUGUUGUCUGCAUUACAGCAACUCUCCGGAGGCGAAACGACAAUCUUUUUGGCUGGAGAACUUCGAAAUGAUGCUGUCCUUGAAUACUUCUUGGAGUGUGCAAUGAAGGAUUUUGUAAUUGGGCGUCUGGACCAGAGACAGUGGCAUCCAGAAUAUUGCAGCAGCCGUGUUGUGUUAUACGUUCUCGUGAGGAAGUGAAGCGAUUUGGGUGGGACACUGACUUGGAGUGCAUUUUUUCCUCACCACUAUUUAGUGUGGUUUAUGUUCACUACUUAUAUAUCAUUGUUAGAUGAGUUUGAACUUUGAGAUUUAUUCCUAUCCACUACACAAAUCUCAAAAUAUCCACUACACAAAUCUCAAAAUUCAAACUCAUCUAACGAUGAUAAAUAAAGUGAUGAGCAUGUCUAGCAAAAAUACUCUUUGUAGUCCUGUGUGAUGGCCUCAAGAGGUGGCUUCAGAAUUCGUAACAAGCUCUGUAUCAUUUUCUUGGGCCUGGCUUUUGUUAUGAUUCAUGGAUUUUUCUGCUUAUGUAUAAAAUUAUAAAUCAUA